Molecule: messenger RNA, 1458 nt
Organism: Eimeria acervulina
Lineage: Eukaryota; Apicomplexa; Conoidasida; Eucoccidiorida; Eimeriidae
Exons: 1
Coding region: 1-1458 (485 amino acids)
Source: RefSeq, a predicted model, not a curated record
AUGGCGGCACGCAAGAAGUUUGUGUUUUCGCCUCUUGCGUGGUACCAGACACAGAAGCAUCCAAGUUUGGAAUUUUUUAGUGGAUUUAAUGAAGAACGUCGCACAGGAGAGUUGCAAAGAUCAGCCUGGUCCGGGAGGGCUGCGCUGUCGGGAAAAGAGCUGCCCCCCCGAGCCAGGCUGGUCUCUGGAACUCCAAAGGCGCUGUUGCCUCUCGUUACGUUUUUCGCAAUUACCGCCGUCAUGUUAUUUGUAUACAUGUGCAGUGCGUCUAUCCGAAGGCGAAUAUCUACAGGGUUUCAAGAGCGCAGUCUGGCUGGCAGCAGUGGAGACAAGGAUAACGAGGCAGACUGGUGCAAGCCGCCAACGACGUCAGAAGACCCUCUAGAAUCCCUCACCAUUCCUGCGGAAGGGCAAGAGUCGACAUCACAGCGUCAAUAUGAGCAAGCUGAACCAGAGACUGUGGAGCUUCCACACGCGGAUGAAAACCUUGGACCCAACAAGGAACAGGCUUUCACGGCGGUGAUAACGCAGCUAGAGAGAGGCACUGCGGCAGAUGUUAGCAGGAAACCAAGAAGAGAGGGAGAUACAGAUGGGGUACCCAAGCACUUCGAAGUGCAGGUAUCGCUGGAGGGCAUUGUAUCGGUGCCUGCUCCCCCUCUUGAUACAAAACUCGAUUCACCCGUUGACCCUUUGUUGUCUCAGACCACGUUACUUGGUCCCACUUUAUUUCCCGAUAAAAAUGAAGUAUCCGAAAUGACGGAACCAUUGUCAAGUGACUCUGAAGAGUCUGAGGAAGACAUUGAGGGCUUCCCGGAGUUGCCUUCCGAGCCUUCAGCAUACGUAGUGGCUGCAGGAGAGCCUUCAAGCACUGUUGGCAUAAAACGAAGUGCAGCGUCAGUAGUGAGCCAUUCACAACAUGCCACUUCCACGCAUCUUGGAUUCGUCCGCUCUGUGUCACCAGAAAGCGGCGAUGCUUUUUCUCCCGAAGGGUGGAUCAGGCACAGAGAAGAGCGCGCGUUGGGGAUGCCAGAUGGUGCGGUGUCUGGCCCUCCGAACCUGGCGCCAUUUACUGGGCAAAGUGAUCGUGAAGAUCUUACCGGGGGGUGGGCAGCGCAAGGAGCCUCCUCUGCAGAGCUACCGCGAUUCCCGUACCUGGGGGAAGCUUCCACCCCUGAUGGACGCAGUAUGUCGACAAGCCAGGUUCGUUCCCCGACCACAGUUCAGCAACCGUUCCCAUCCCAUCCCAGUACAUCUAUCUCCUAUUCACUUCCUGCCCAUAUUGUGAGAUAUGGUGAGCACGAAGACGUAGAAUGCGUGAUGUGGAAUAGGGAUCGGCAAGCGGGUUGGUACCCACAACUCAAAUGCUUGGACCGCCUGAUCCAGGACUGGGCACAAGUUCAAGUGCAUCAAUUGCGGGCAGAGUGUCCUCUGAGACGUCAGCGUUCACCUUCGAGAUGA